Dreissena polymorpha is the source of this 3969-nucleotide messenger RNA. RefSeq names its product protein mono-ADP-ribosyltransferase PARP14-like. The transcript is spliced from 8 exons. The record is from RefSeq and is a predicted model, not a curated record. Bases 152 to 2971 code for a protein of 939 amino acids. Gene Ontology annotation, biological process: protein ubiquitination; Notch signaling pathway. Lineage: Eukaryota; Metazoa; Mollusca; Bivalvia; Myida; Dreissenidae.
GUUUAUUGAUCUUCAAGGUAGACAUGUAAGUGUUCGAUAUCUCUUUAGAGGACACGGAAGUAUAAAGUAUAGCCAGCAUAGUUUAAACUCGUUCGGAGUAGGGUGAACUUUUAACAAGUUCACAUAUUUUGUCGUCCACGCGUGAAUCACCAUGGAGAAAGUGACUGUCUCUAAAUCGACAGUUGAGAAGUUAAAGACCCUUCCAGGUGGGAUACAGUCAGUGGUAGAAAAACUAAAAAAGGAUGGGAUUCAGGUUAAAUUUGAUGGAUCUGAAACAUCGUCACUGGAGAUAGAAGCCGAACAAGAUAUUGCACAAAUCAUAGUGGAAAAUCUGGCAGCAAUGAGUGAUAAAAAAGGCCAGACUUCAAACAAAAGUGUCACAAAAGGAAAGUUUUUCUGGUCAUUGAAAGGUCAACAUUCUACAGUUUUCCACUAUCUGUUUUUGGAAGAGAAAAAUUCAAUGGAAAAGCUUGCGUCCAUAACGGUCGAAACAGAAGAUGGCAAUGAAGUAACGAGGAUAUCGUUUCCAUUGAGUCAUUACAAAGACAUGAAAACUGCGAUCAAUAAAAUUGAGGCAGCGUUAUCCGAAUCGGUUAACCGGGAGAUAACUGUUGUUAAGAAAUUUGUACAGAAAGCCAAGGCAUUUGUAAAGAUCAAAUAUGCCACAUUUAUUGCAUUUUUUGAUAAUGACAAACUACGGAUAUUAAGUCGUUCGGAAAAUGGGUGCAAAGAAGGACAACGAGCUUGGGAAGCUUAUUCAAAAGGCGAAUCAAUAAAACAAUAUGAAUUAAAUGAAAACAGUAAACACUCUUCUUCACCAGAGGCACAUUCCCACAAAGAUCUCAAUGAUAAUGAAAAAGAGGGUAUUGCCGAAAAAGCUACCAAAUUGGACAAUGCAGAUAAAACAAAAGAAAAAAGUAUCGAAACCGAAGGUCAACAUUUAACUCUACCAAGUGCUCCACCAGCUGAUGCGUCUUUUGGACAAUCUAAAAUACCUCGCACGCAGGGCUUUACCAAAGGGAAAGGAGAUGAUGCAAAAUAUUGUUUCAUAAUGGGAAAACUGACGGUCUACGUUUACAAGAAGUCUAUCACGGAACUGGUUGGAAUUGAUGUUAUCGUAAAUGCUGCAAACGAACAUCUAGCUCACGGUGGUGGUGUUGCCUUUUAUAUAGCAAAGGCGGCUGGUAAAAAGAUAAAUGACGAAUGUCAACGCUUUAUUGCGAAUAAUAAGAAAGUUAAUGUUACCGAGAACUUUGUGUCUGGCGCUGGUGAUCUGAAAUACAAAGCAAUCAUCCAUGCAGUUGGCCCACAAUGGUACGAUUAUGAUGAUAGACGCGAUCACUGCACCAGGGAUUUACACAAUACCGUGGUCAACGCUCUGGAAGUCGCUGAACGUAAAGGCUGGGCCAGAAUUGCAUUACCGGCUAUAAGUUCAGCUCUUUUUGGUGUUCCGAAAAUAUUGUGUGCGCAAAUGUACAUAAAAGCCUUAGAAACAUUUGCAAGCCGUGACGAUCUUCAGCAUCUUAAAGAAAUUCAUUUUGUGGACUUGAAUGAUGAAAUCUUACAAAUGGUAAAAGAAGCACAUCAGGUUUGGGUGGACGAUCCGAGCAAACUGGAUUUUCAAAACGCCAAUCAAUACGUCGCAGCACCUCCAGUCGCAAGUAAAAGUAUCCUGAAAAAGACGGCUUCCUCGACCUCUAAAGGCGGUCCAGCAAGUAACCCAGCAGUUAUUAAAAUUAUUAAAGAAACAGCCACAAAGAUGAAAAAGAAGAAAAUGAUUUGUUCGUUGCCGAGAGACGUUUUAUUGUUCGUGUAUGAGGGCUCUGUGCUGGAUAUGGAGGCACAGUAUGAUGCGAUAACCUGUCCGUGCGAAGGGGUCCUGUCGGACCUGAUAGCGAACGAGGUCGGAACGGCUUACUACGAAAAGCAGCUUGAGGCCUUUAGGGAUAGAGAUGAAGGAGCAUUAUUUUCUAUUAAAGGAAAAGGUGAUAAAUUGUCAAAUACGAGGAUAGUUCACAUUGUUCACAGGAGAAGUCACUUUGAUGAUUCAGAGCAAUCAUUAAAAAGUCUGUCAUGGCGUACAGAGACGAUGUUGAACUUUUUAAAUAAUAAAUACAGAUGCCCGACGCUUCCAUGCCUGUUGCCAGGUAAAAUCCAAGACUUGAGAAAACCGGCAAAGAAUUUCGUUCAAGAAAUACUUGACUUUUGCGUGACAAAUGAUGACGUAAACAUUAAGGAAAUCCACGUGGUUGAUACAAACCCGACCUUAGUCCAAGCAAUUACGAGUGAAAUUCGUUCUAUCUGCACUAGCCCUAACGCACAAAAUGACGGUUGGACAAAACACACAUCAUUAGAAUUUAUUGACGCAAAAGCAGCGGUUAAAUUUGACGCAAAAGUCGCAGCGUCUACAUCUACCACGGAGUCAGAGUGUCCAAUUUGCUCAGAGACUGUGCGAGACUUUGUAACCCUUCCAUGUAACCAUCAGCUUUGCAAGAAGUGCACAGACUAUGUCAAGAAGGUGAAGCCGCAAUGUCCAUUUUGUAGCAAAACCUUUGGCACAGUUACCGGAAAUCAGCCCCCAGCAGAUAUGUACUUCCGCUCUAGCCCAUAUUUCUUACCUGGCUAUGACGAAUGUACUACGAUAGAAAUCAUGUACGACGUUCCAGCCGGGAAACAAACCCCGGAGCAUCCCCGACCUGGCAGAUCGUACGAUGCCGUGAGGAGAUUAGCUUUCCUGCCAGAUAACGAGGAAGGCAGGCGCGUGCUUCACUUGCUGAGGAGAGCGUUCGAUCAGCGUCUGAUCUUCACCAUUGGCGAAUCGAGGACGAGCGGAAUGGAAGGCGUAGUCACGUGGAAUGACAUUCACCACAAGACCCGACGUUACGGCGGACCAGAGGGAUUUGGCUACCCGGACCCUACGUAUCUGCAACGUGUGCAAGAGGAGUUGUCUGCCAAAGGGGUUACUGAAUGAACGCAUGAAUGAACGAGUAACCAUAACAUGUUACGUAAAGGACGGACAAAGACGUUAGUGUAUCGACUCCUGUUUAUGUUUAAAGCGGUCUAUACCAUAUGAAAUAAUAACGAUGAAAUUACACAAUAUGUAUCUAUAACAUAUAUAGCAAAUGUAUAAAAAAAAUAAGAGAAAUAGUGUAUAGAGAGUAUAACAUUGAACAACGCGUUACAUUCUCUAUGCCAUUGACCUAUUAAAGUGCAAUCCUAAUGCUUAAUAUUGAGGACAUAAUAUUGAUAUCAAUGCACCGAACUAGAAAUGCUUUUAUUUAUUUACAUUUAGUUUACUAUAUGUAAAUUAUAUAUGUAUAGACGUUUACUCAAUAUAAUCGUUAUAUAACUCGUAAACCGCUAUCAUUAUUUCAGUUUUAAUAUAAUAAAUGUCUAAAAUAUAAUUCAACAAAAGUACAACAACAACAACGUACUAUUAUUCAAAGCUGGGAUUAUGUACAAAGCGUUUUACACAACCGAACAUACAAGUUUUAUUCACCAUGAAGCAUGUCAGAUUAAGACAACACUGUAUUACAGACGAAAGUUCAGAAACUGCCCAGGUACUGAGAUCAGUAUUAGAAUUAUUGUGUUUGGGCACAGACUAUAACGUUCCCUUUCAUACGUUCCUACUGAGAUUGAUUUUCCAGAUCAUUUUGAAUGUAAAAUUACGUUGAAUAAAGAUAGAGUUUGAUUUCAUUUUGAUUUUUUGCAAAUGUUACUGUAUAUUGUAUAAAUAGUCAGUAUUUCACUUUCAUUUCGUUACAAUUCUGAUUUUAUUUUGUAUUGAGAGUAAUAUGCGCAUUGUCUAUGUAUUAUAUGGAGCAUAUAUAUGUAAUGACCUUUAUUAUAUAUUUAUAUUUCCAUUGUAAUAUUUACUUACAUCUUAAUUUUGUAAAUGUUGUAUCGUUUUCUGAAUAUUUCACGUUCUGGAUUUGUCUUUUUAAGCAUUUGAAUAUAUCACUUGAAGUA